AUGCCUUUUUUUCAAGACAACAUUGCAAUAGCCUCAUUUGCAGCUAUCCAAAAAGGAAUAUUUGUGAGUUGUGCAACAGGGAACUCAGGUCCGUUCAAUGGCACUGCAACAAAUAUAGCUCCAUGGGUUCUAACAAUUGGUGCUAGCACAACUGACAGAAAAAUCAAAGCCACAAAAAAACUAGGAAAUAAUAAGGAAUUUGAUGGUGAAUCUUUAUUUCAGCCAAAAGGCUCCCCUUCUUCUACACUUUUACCACUCGUGUAUGCUGUAAAGUUCAAUGAAUAUGCAUCUGUUGUUGUAUCAGCAGGGUAUGAUCGUUCCUUACGUGCCUGGGACUGUAGAUCUCACAGCAUUGAGCCAAUUCGGAUCAUUGACACCUUUCUAGACAGCGUUAUGUCUAUCUGUUUAACAAAAACUGAGAUUAUUGCUGGAAGUGUUGACGGAACUGUACGGACAUUUGACAUCCGGAUUGAUGGAACUUUUGAAAGGAGUAGAAAGAGGGGCAUAACAGUCUUUUCAGAUUAUGCUUGGAGUAGUGGAGAUCAAGUUGAUGUUUGGGUACAAGAUAGCUGGCAUGAAGCAAUUGUUAUGGACACAAAUAAGAUUGAUUUGACUUCUUUAACUGUCCAGUUUCCUGCCGUGAAAGAACUCAUUGCAGUUGCCACCAACAGAGAAGAUUCAAAAAGUGUUGUAGAGCUAACAAAUGGUUCUUCAGAGGAUACUAAAGAGCAAAUCUUGCAAAGGAUAUUUUUUGUUUUGUUUUGCAGAGGAUACCCCUCACAUUUUCCCAAAUUACCCCUUCCUCUACAAUGUUUUUUUUUUGUUUCUGUGUAUUUUGUGCAUCAGGUAAAGUUGGUGGAAGAAAGGAAUAUGAAGCCACUUGAUUCAAAUCUUGCAGCAUUAGUCUUAAAGAAUUAUGAAAGGCAAGAUGCAACUUUACUUAGUCGGAAUUUGAUGUAG
Molecule: messenger RNA, 960 nt
Organism: Lactuca saligna
Lineage: Eukaryota; Viridiplantae; Streptophyta; Magnoliopsida; Asterales; Asteraceae
Source: the annotation of a GenBank genome assembly